Messenger RNA from Dioszegia hungarica, 3045 nucleotides. Its product is annotated as putative ubiquitin activating enzyme. Gene Ontology annotation, cellular component: cytoplasm; nucleus. Lineage: Eukaryota; Fungi; Basidiomycota; Tremellomycetes; Tremellales; Bulleribasidiaceae. The transcript is spliced from 20 exons. The record is from RefSeq and is a predicted model, not a curated record. Gene Ontology annotation, biological process: DNA damage response; ubiquitin-dependent protein catabolic process; protein ubiquitination. The coding region runs from base 1 to 3045 and encodes 1014 amino acids. Gene Ontology annotation, molecular function: ubiquitin activating enzyme activity.
AUGGCAUCCGAAAUGGAAGUGGACUCGGUCGUACCGGGAGACGCAAUUGACGAGGGUCUGUACUCUCGUCAAUUAUACGUGCUCGGUCAUGAGGCUAUGAAGAAGAUGGCCGCUUCGAACGUGCUCAUCGUCGGUAUGAAGGGUCUCGGUGUGGAAAUCGCCAAGAACGUCGCGCUCGCCGGUGUCAAGUCAGUGACGAUUUACGACCCCUCCCCAGUGGAGAUAGCCGACCUCGGGACCCAGUUCUUCCUCCGCAAAGCAGACGUCGGCAAGUCCCGAGCGAGCGUCACCGCUCCCCGGCUAUCCGAACUCAACUCUUAUGUCCCCAUCAACGUGCUCGAGGGUUCAGGGGAUAUCACCGCCGACAAGAUUGCUCCAUUCCAAGUCGUUGUAUUGACUAACGCGACGGUGGCGAAGCAGAUUGAGAUCGACGAGUUUGCCCGAAGUAAGGGGAUCUACUUCAUCGCUGCGGACGUUAGAGGGUUGUUUGGAUCCGUCUUUAACGACUUUGGCAAGGACUUCGCGUGUGUCGACUCGACAGGGGAGAACCCGCAAUCAGGGAUGAUUGUCCACGUCGAGGAGAGCGAAGACGCCCUGGUGACAUGUAUGGAUGAGGUCCGGCAUGGUCUGGAAGAUGGAGACUAUGUGACCUUCACGGAGGUCAAGGGGAUGGAGGGAUUGAACUCGGCCGAGCCGCGCAAGGUCACGACCAAAGGCCCGUAUACCUUCACCAUCGGCAGCACGACUGGUCUGGGAGCAUACAAGUCUGGCGGUAUCUUCACCCAGGUCAAGAUGCCCAAGAUCCUCCAAUCCCGAUCCCUCAAGGAGACCCUCACGCAGCCCGAAUACUUCAUCACCGACUUUGCCAAAUGGGACCGACCCGCAACUCUUCACGUCGGUUUCCAAGCCCUCUCCAAAUUCUACGAGACCCACAACCGUCUCCCUCGACCUCGGAACGCUGAGGACGCUGCCCAAAUCGUCUCGCUCGCCAAAGAGAUUCACGCCGCAGCGAAGGGCGAAGAGGACCUCUCGGAAAGUGUCCUCGAAUCACUCGCUUUCCAAGCAACGGGUGAUCUCUCCCCCAUGGUCGCCGUCAUUGGCGGUUUCGUCGCGCAAGAAGUGCUCAAGGCAUGCUCGGCGAAGUUCCACCCCAUGCAGCAGAACAUGUACUUUGACUCGCUCGAGUCACUCCCGUCGACCUUGCCGUCCGAAGCGGACUGUCAACCCCUCAACUCGCGGUACGACGGCCAGAUCGCGGUGUUUGGCCGAGAGUUCCACGAGAAGAUUGCGAGCCAGAAGCAAUUCCUCGUUGGGUCUGGCGCGAUCGGGUGCGAGAUGCUCAAGAAUUGGAGUAUGAUGGGAUUGGGAAGCAAGGGGGAGGGGAUCAUCCAUGUGACGGAUCUGGAUACGAUCGAGAAGAGUAAUCUCAACCGACAGUUCUUGUUUCGUCCGAAGGAUGUGGGACACUUCAAGGCGGAGGCGGCAGCGGCGGCGGUGGCUGAGAUGAACCCCGAGUUGAAGGGGAGGAUCAUCGCGCAUCAGGACAGGGUUGGGCCGGAGACUGAGGAUACGUACGGUGAUGAGUUCUUCGCGGCGGUCGAUGGUGUCACCAAUGCUCUGGACAAUGUCAUGGCUCGCCAAUACAUGGACCGCCGCUGUGUAUUCUACCAGAAGCCCCUCCUCGAAUCCGGUACGCUCGGUACAAAGGCCAAUACCCAGGUCGUCGUACCCUUCAUCACCGAGUCGUACUCGUCUUCCCAGGACCCGCCAGAGAAGUCCAUCCCAUCUUGUACCGUCAAGAAUUUCCCCAAUGCUAUUGAGCACACCAUUCAGUGGGCUCGAGAGGCAUUCGACGCCCUAUUCGUCAAUCCACCCACUACCGUCAACCUCUACCUCUCCCAGCCCAACUUUGUGGAGACCACCCUCAAGUCCUCGGGCCAGCACCACGAUCAGCUUAAGCAGAUUGAGAAGUACCUCGUCAAGGACCGUCCGACGAGCUUUGCCGAGUGUAUCCAGUGGGCGCGGAUGCAGUACGAGACGGACUAUGGAAAUGAGAUCAAGCAGCUUCUCUUCAACCUGCCGAAGGAUCAGGUCAACUCGAAUGGGACGCCGUUCUGGAGUGGGCCGAAGCGUGCUCCUGAUGCUUUGUCUUUCGACAUCAAUGAUCCAUUGGACUUUGCGUACCUCGUGUCCGGGGCCAACCUCCACGCAUUCAACUAUGGCCUGAAGGGCGAGCGGGACCCGGCGAUCUUCAAGAAGGUCGUCCAGGCGAUGAACAUCCCAGAAUUCAAGCCAAGGUCGGGCGUCAAGAUCCAGAUCAGCGAGACCGAUCCCGUCGCGCAGGGCAGUAACGAUGACGAGGACGUCGACGCUAUUGUCAAGUCCCUCCCGUCCCCUUCGUCGCUCGCAGGCUUCCGUCUCGUCCCCGUCGAUUUCGAAAAGGAUGACGAUACCAACCAUCACAUUGACUUUAUCACGGCGGCAUCUAACCUCCGAGCGAGGAAUUACAAGAUUACCGAGGCGGAUCGACACAAGACCAAGUUGAUUGCUGGCAAGAUCAUCCCGGCUAUUGCGACGACGACGGCGUUGGCGGUUGGCUUGGUCUGUCUGGAGCUGUACAAGUUGAUCGACAAAAAGACCAACCUUGAGGACUACAAGAAUGGGUUUGUCAACUUGGCGUUGCCGUUCUUUGGGUUCUCGGAGCCUAUUGCUGCUGCCAAGCAGAAGUACGGCGAGACCGAGUGGACCCUCUGGGACCGAUUCGAGCUUCCCAACAACCCUACCCUCAAAGAAAUGCUCGACUGGUUCAAGGAUACCCACAGGCUCGAGAUCACCAUGGUCAGCCAGGGCGUCUCGAUGCUGUGGUCGUCGUUUGUUCCUCCCAAGAAGGCUGCGGAACGCAUGAACAUGCGCAUGUCAGAGUUGGUGGAGAACGUCAGCAAGAAGCCUAUCCCGCCGCACGUCAAGAACUUGCUCGUCGAGGUCAUGUGCAACGAUGAGGACGAUGAGGACGUCGAGGUGCCUUAUUGUUUGAUCCAUAUCUAG